AUGGCUCCGGCGUCCCGGUUCUCCUGGUCCUGCUCCCUGCUCCUCCUGCUGCUCCUCCCCGCCGCCCGGAGCUCGUUCCCCCGCAGCAGAGAGGACUGCGGCCCGGGAAAGGCCUCCGACUGUCCAGGUGAGAGUCUUUCACGUCCCCGUUUAGACCUGGACCCCCUAACUGCAGGUCUGUCAGGGUGGAGGGUGGAGGUGGGCCUACCUGAGGUUCUCCAUGUGGAGGUCAGAGGUCAAAGACGUCCUCUGUUCCUGAUUCUUCGCCUCAUCAUGUGACCCGGCUGAUCCAUCUUUGUGUUUCUGUUGUCAUGACGACCUGAUGGAGACUCCUGAUGUGUGUGUGUGUUUGUGUUUAAUAUCAGAGGUGUCAAUAACGCACCUGUAACACACUCAUGAAGCUCAGUGAAUCAUGUUCAAGGCCUGAGUGUGUGUGUGUGUGUGUGUGUGUGUGUGUGUGUGUGUGUGUGUGUGUGUGACCACUCCUCACUUUAACUGGGCUCUAUUUUAGCUCUUAAUGACAGGGUGGAGGAGCAGGGCGAGGUUAAAUGAGUGGGUACUGGGUGUGUGUGUUUGUGGUUCAGCCUAUAUGGACUCAUAGAAACCCUGUUCACUGAAAAACUCUGGUUCUGUUUGGACCUGAACCGUACGGACCCGAGAGUCACUCAGGGGUAAAAAACCUACAAACAGAGAGAGAGAGAGAGAGAGAGAGAGAGAGAGGUAACAGGUCAGAUAUCAGGGUUUAAAAAUCUGAAAAAGACGAACCUUCAAUCUGAGACCACUGUUUUAGAGUUAGUCUCAGUUUCUCUGUUAAAGGGAUAUUCCGGCGUAAAACUUCACCUAACUUCAUCAACAGGACAUAUAGGGUCACAGACAUAGUACUAUAUUCAGAGUUGUUCUAACUCCUAAGAAAACAAACUUAAACGGGGGCGUUUCUCCACCUCUGUAGUCUAUAAGCUGGGCCAAUAAACUUCCACUGUAGUAAAAUGAAAAGGUAAAGGUGUUUUUAUUGAGCCGAAUUAUCAAUAAAAUCAUGAUUUUGUUAACAGGUAUGGAUUUAUGUGCUGUCGAGUUAAUAUAUUUGAACAAGAGCACAGUAAAGUUAAAUCAGCUAAUUUUCCAAUGAGGUUCUGUUACUGAACGGAACUACACCAUGAUCUACAGAGGUUAGUACAUAUAGGGUCACAGCCAUAGUACUAGACACCAAACAUCUUUUUAACUUUGACUCAUUUCUUUAACAAAGAGACUAAACACAACUCACCUACUCUCUUCCAGCAGACGCUUGUUUGUAGAGAGACCUCAGGCCAGUCCAUUACGGACUACAGCGGGGUGCCGCAGCUCAAGGAAGAACAUUUAUGAUCAUUUCUUCAUGGAAAUACAAUCAGACCGAGACGCUAAGACAGAAGAACUACCGCUAUAGAGUGGCGUUUUGGUUGGGGGCGUGUCUCUCUGUAUUUCUAUCCUGCGGUCGUUACUAAAGUUGGUAUAACUAGAGAAGGAAGCGGUCGACAACAUUCAUCUCUGGAGGGGGGGUCUAACUCGGGGUUACGGUGGGUUUGACCCUAAAUUAGUUUUACAGCAGAAUAUCCCUUUAACAGUCUCUCUUCUCUCUGGUCUCCCGUCGUCUGUCGUCUGUUUCAGAGUCUCAGUUUCUCUGUUAAAGCUCUUUUGUUCUCCAUCUAAACUCCAGCAUGAAAACGCUCCUCAGUGAGCUCCUCUCAAGUCUUUGAGGGUCGAUCAUUUGGAGAAACCGUUUCAACAGUCGGUCAAACAUGUUGUUGGUUUGAACCUGAACUUCUGGAUUUUCGAUGAUCCUCUAGAAGGAGUUUGUGGUUAUUUCGUCGAUCUUUUCCCGCCUGCUCUCGCUGGGAUCAUUCCUCUGAUCUACACAGAGACUAAAAUAAACUCCAAUCCCUCCUACAGACGCUGAUCCGUCUUCAAAGUGUGGCUUUAAGUUUCUGGAGGAUCUGAAGGAAGAAAAUCUUCAUGAUUUCUAUUUUCAGGGGAUCUGAAACCUCCACAAAGAUGUCCGCCCUCCUCACAGCCACAGAUGUUCUCUUGAGGAGACGCACCACUCUGUCACUGUUCCUAUUCAGCCGUGAACGAUUUACGACCUCCGGGUUCAUUCUGGCGUCUAAAACAGAGAAAUGUGUAAAUGAGGGUCGAGAUGGAGCUUUUGUCAGGGAAACUAACGUCCUUCUGUUUGAUCGGUCUGAUGGUUUCAGAGGUUAGAGGAAGGCUGUCUCUCAAACUCUGUUUGGUUUGUAGAGGAAGAACUUUACUGGUCUGUGCAGAACCCUGACCCAAACCCGGUCCAACAAAACCUGGGAUCAUUCCUGAGUGUCCCUGAGCUGAAGGAGCAUCUCUGGAUGGAUGUAGGUUAGGAGGAGAAAAACAAGGAGAGAGAGAGAGAGAGAGAGAGAGAGAGAAUGGAGUCAGCUGAGCGUAAGAGUGUGUGUGUGUGUGUGUGUGUGUGGUGCUCCACUUCUUCACUCACAGACUGACCUCAGACCAGAUUCAGGACUAAAUUCACGAUCCAGUUGUCCUCACACAUGAAGCCAGUCUGAAACGCUGCAGUUCCCCGAAUGUCCACUUGAGGCAGUCUCCAAAAGUGAGUCUGUCCCCAUAGAGCUCCAUGUUCAAAUGUCUGAUCGAAGAGCACAAAUGAACAUGUUUACGUAUUUAUGCUGCGUUCCAGUUUCCUCGGACUCGGAUUGACGUUACACCCGAGUCGGAAAACCAAGAUGGACAACUACAGUUAGCCGUGGUUAGCCGUUGUUAGCCGUUGUCAGUCGUUGUUAGCUGUUGUUAGCUGUUUUUAGUUGUUGUUAGCGAUACCAGUUGUAAAGGACGCACAGCUCAGUAUUUGACUCUUACAAACACCACAGCACCGGACAGACCAGGAACGUCCAACUUUCCGAGUCGGAAACCCGACUUCAGGGGGGGCGUUCUAGAUAAAUUUCUGACUCAGAACUCAGAAAUCCAGACUUUCUGGUACAACUGAGACGCAGCAUAAGAAACUGAGAAACUUCUGAGUUCUAGUCCCAGAUCUGGGUCAAAGCCCAGGAUUCGGUUCCUGACAGGAAACCAUCAUGGAGUCUCCUCCAUCAGAUGCUGCGUAUUGGAAACCCCAUCCUCUGGUCUUGGGGUUCUGGUUUGACACUAAACUUCUAUCACCUACAUCACUCUGAUCAGUAAUAUUCUGGAUCAGGUCCUGGGCCAGGUUCUGGAUCAUCUGUCUGGGAUCUUGGCGCUCCUGAUCCAGUCUCGAACCUUGGUUCUGGCCUUUAGGACCUGACUUGGCCUCUGGGAUCACACGGUCCCCCCCGAUGUGUCGGUCCUGCUCUCAUGGAUCAGGCCUCAGGAUGAAUCUGCGCUCUGGUCUCUUGAAGUCCCUGCAGAGCCUCUUUGUCGGGGUCUCUGCAGACCUGACUGAUGCUGUAAACAAACUGGGACUGCUGAUGCAACAAACAGCUGUCAGCUGAGCAGUCUGUAACUACGGCAACAGAGCAGGGAUGAAAGGGGGGGGGGUUGAUUAAACUUCUUCAGAGAGAGCGAGACAUGAAGACGGGAUGAGAGGGGACAGGAUUCCUCCUCACUGACCCACUUCAGUUCUCUCCUCUGACCCUGAUCGGUCCUCCUGCAGGUCUUGAUAAUGAAAGGAUGAAUUAUGACGAGAGCUGGGUGAUCUGAGAAAAAGUUUAUCAGGAUAUAUUUUUGUUCAUAUCAGCUGAUAUCGAUCAAUAUCAGGAUCUAAAAAUCUAACAGUGUUUAUUGGUCUCAUGUCUUUUCCAACACAAUAAUCUCCUGCAUCUGUGAGGUCUUUGUGUCUCUUUGACGUUUUGUCGUAAGGCGUCGCUCUAGAGAAAGACGACUGAAUGGUCGUCUGUUUCAGGCGCCAUGGGCUCCUUUUCUGGUAGCACUCAUUUUCUUUGUUUCUCACCAACAGUGCUGUCGGCUUCACCUGUUAAAGUGCUAUGGUUGGGUGGAGCUGCUGUCUGCUACGACGCUGCAGUUGGUUGAUACUUGGUUCUAAUUCAGAACAUGAUUGGUUCAGACCCGGAGACACUCCCCUUUUCAGAGGAAAAGUCUUUUUACAGUCGGAGUUUGAUCUGAACUGUCCGUCUGUAGACGGAAACACUGAAUCUGUCAACAGCUCCAUGAACCUUCUGGGAUCUCAGGACAUUUUUGUCCAUUUUUGUCGACUUUUAACCUUUUAUUUAUUGAUCAUUUUGGCUGUGUGAAUGAUUUCCUUCAGUUUUUUUUUUCUUCCCAACUUUUAAAACAUGAUCACUCAUUAUUAUAUCAGUGUGACAAAAACACUAAACGUUUAGGUCCUUUGAUAAACAAGAAUGUCCACCUACUAAGAGUUCUCUAAAAAUAUUAAAAAUUAAUGUUUUUUCAACUUUUUUUGCUCAGAACUUUCAGUCAACUUCAUUCCUGAUCAUAUCUAUCAAAUAUCAAUUAAUUUUCAGAAUUUUAACCCUUUUAAUGCCUGUUUGAUUACAUGACGUCACUGUUAUUUUUAAUGGUAAAAAAAAGGAAUUUGAAGUUAUUUAACAUUUAUUAAACGUUGGGCAGGGAUUUCUUUUUUUUUUAUCGAGGUCUGUGAUACGUCAAAAAAUAACAUUAAUUUUGGUGCAUUAUCAUUUUUUAUUUAUUAUCAGUGUUUUUAAGGACCCCAGAGGGUUAAUGAUUCCUGAGCGAGUCCAGUCAGCUGCUCAUUCAGAACCAGAAUCUCGUCCUGCAGCUGAAGAUGACGAGAACCUGUCCAUGUCCGUCUGCAGGUCUUCCUGUCCCCCUCAGAUGUUUUCAGGGACCUUUAGGCCUGUUUCAGGGGGUCUUUCCUUUACUUCCUCUGAAUGUAGGGAUCGGUUUAAAUCUCCCGUCCUCAGCAGUUCUGGCAGAAAUCGGACACUGGAACAGCAGCGCUCAGUCUGCAGACAGGAGCUGACAGAGAGGAUCCUGGGAACACAGCGGUUCUGUUUUUCUGUCCGCCCCCACAGUAGCCUCUGUGUGUCAGCCGCUGGUUCAGGCUGCCUCAGCACUCAGAGGUAUUUACUAAUUACAGAGGAGGCGGGGGUCACGACCCCUGUAAUUACCUGCUCUAAUAGGCUAGUGUGCAGCGCAGCCAACCAAUCAGCUGCCAUCAGGAAAUGACUACCCUGGAUAAUAGACGGUGUGUGUCGGUUGUUUCAGCGUUUCCCGUGGAGGACUUGUGAGUCUCAUGUGGUCUGGAUGGUGGUCCGUAGACUGAAGUCCCAACACCACUGAUAUUCAGAGUCCUCAGAGGAUCCACCACAGUGACGUUUAAAACCCAGAGGAUCUUUGAGGUCUUAGCAUCAGAGAGGCUCUAACCAAACUCCAUUCAAAAAAACAUCAUUUUUGACUCUGUCGGCCUCUCAGGCUGCAGGUGAAGCAGACGGAGGAUGAAAUCAGACUGAUUCACAAAACAGCAACAUGACGUAGUUUUUCUGCAUCUCCUCAGCCUGUUUGUCGUCAUAAAAUCACCGUCACAUCUGAGUAUUUAGUCCUCAGAGCACCGAGGUUUAGAGAGGCUCAGCUGGUUUAACAGGGAAACUGAGCGAUCAGAGAAUCAUGCAGUUACAGUGAAGCUGAGACUCAGCGUAGUCUCCACCUCUGCACCAUGAGAGAAAGUUUAAAGUUUCAACAUGUUUUACCAAUUUUUAUGUCAAAGUUUCUUAAAUUUUAACCUUUUAUGUUAAAUUCUGAGGUUAUUGAUCCACCUGUUAAAGUUUAUCCUGACAGGUUUUUAUUUGACGUCUCUGUGAGCAUCUUCAGAGUGUUCCCCUGAGUGGUCUUUAGCUGUGGUUUAAAGGCUGUUGACGCUCCUUUCUGACUGGUUUUCAGAUCUCUUUAACACGUGCAGCUGUGAAGAGUCUCUGAUGGUCUCACCUCUCAGCAGAUCCUCGUUGUCUUCAGUUGAACCUAACCCCACCUCAUCAGAUUCUGUUUCUCCUUUUUUUUUUUCAGAUCUGUCCGAGAAGAAGAGCGACCUGCGAGUGUGUGACGCCGGAACGUGUCGCUUUGGAGGAACCUGUCGAGAGAACGGCGCCGACAUCAAGUGUGUGUGUCAGUUUCAUGUGAGUCACACACACUCGGCUGUUUGUGUUUACACCCUGAGGAGUUUGGGUCUGUGGUGGUUCCACUUAGACAUGAACCUGAACUGUUUAUGAACAGGAGCUUACCUGCAGACGUCUCUGACACCAUGAGCAUCAUGUCACAUGACCUGGUGGAUCCAGAGGAGAACGAUCUGGAGGACAGAGAGAGAGAGUUUAUACGUUAGAGAGCAGAAAUGGGAUUUAUCUACAUCUGCUCUGAUCAUAAAACACUUUCUGCACAAACUUUUUAUACUUUUAGAUAUGAUCAUCAUAAACAAUAAUAAUAAUAACAGUGAUAAUAAUAAUAAUAAGAACAACAAGAAUGAUAAUAAAUAAUAAUAAUAAUAUUAAAAAUAACAAUUAAAUUAACAACAAUAAUAAUAAUGAUAAAAAAUAUACAAUAAUAACAAAUAAUGAUAUUAAUAAUAAAACAAUUAUUAUUAAUAAUAACUAAAUUAAUGACAAUAAUAAUAAAUCAAUAUUAAAAAGUAAUAAUAAUUAUAGUAAAAUAAUAAGAAUAAUAAUUUAAUGAUAAUAAUAAAAAUAAUAUUAAUACAAUUGAUAAAAAUUUUGAAAUAAAAUAGCACAAAAUAACACGAAUAAGAAAUAAUGAUAAUUAAAUUAAUAACAAUAAAAAUAAUAAUAAUGAUGAUAAUAAUAAAAAUAAUACCAAUACAACUGAUACUAAUAAUAGUCAUAAUAAUAAAAAGUAUAAUUAAAAUGAUAACAAUUAUAAUGAUCACACAAUUUAUAACAAUAAUAAUAAAUAAUGAUAAUAAUUAUAAUAAAAUGUAUAAUAAUAAUAAAUUUCAUUAUAAAUAAACUGUGUGUGUGUGUUUGUGUGUGUGUGUUUCAGUGUCAUAAGAAGUACAUCCCAGUGUGUGGGUCCAACGGAGACACGUACCAGAACGAGUGUUUCCUCAGGAGGGCCGCCUGUAAGAAACAGAGAGCCAUCAGCAUCGUGUCAGAGGGGCCCUGUUACCACGGUAACGCAGACAUGCUCGGCUGUUUGGAGGAUUGAGAUGUUGUGUUUGUUCGUGUUUCCAGAUUCAGUGGAUUUAGAAUGAGCUGAAAGUUGUGAUGGUGGUCUGAUCUGACGGUCUGUGUUUGUGUCUCUGUCAGAUGGAGGAUCAGGAUCUGGAGACGGAGGUAAACACACUCAUGUUUUCAUUUUUAGACUUUAGAUUAAGAUCCAUCAUUUUCAGUUCCUCAGAUUUUAUCCUCAUGUUUACUAUCGUCUCGUCUUCAUUUUUAAACGAGACUUCACAGAAUGUCUUUGGUUUGAUAAAUUUGAGGGUUUUUACAACAUUUACACAUCAGUCUGAAUUAACAAAGAAAGAUCUUUUUUUCAGUUUUUAAAGUUAUCCUUUUUUUAAAUAGUUGAUUUUAACUCCUAUUUUCUAGUUAAAUUUGGACAUUUUUUAAUUCUAGUUCCUCUGUUUUAGUUUUGAGUUGUUUUAAGUUAAAGAGUAUCAUGUUCUGCAGAAGAUUCGAUCGUUUCUACCCAUUUAAUGAUCAGCUGAUAUAAUUAAGUUAAAGUAAAAAAUCUAAAACAGUUUGAGGGACAGGAGAGACGGUGUGUUUAAGUUGGUGUCAACGUCGGUAUCGUCCAGAAUGAGUUUGAAAAUAUCUACAAAAAUCUAUAAUCAAACAUCCAAACGAGCUGAAAUACUGCCGUAGGUGAAGAAGAACAUCCAAUAGAUGGAGUCAAAGUUUAUAACGUCAAGAUCAGAGGCGGAGCUGCAGACGGCGGUCUGUGACCACAUGGAUGAAGAAUUCAGUUUUUCAAAGUUUCCCUCCUUACAGUCAGACCCGUGGUCUUUAUCGACCCAAAAACACUCAGUCAGUCCUGAAACAGAGGAGCGAGUUCACGGUGAACUCAGACUAAAGCGGCGCCGGGAGGAUCUGGAUCAGACUAAAACUUCCUGUUUCCUGUCUGCAGACGACGAAGGCUCCGGUCGAGGGAAGAAAACGUCAAAAUGUGGAAACUGCAAAUUUGGAGCCGAGUGUGACGAGGACUCCGAGGACAUGAUGUGAGGACACACUAACACACAAAUACACACAACUACACUCACACAGUAAAUCCGUCAGGUGGGAAAGUCUCUGACCGUCAGGUUAGAUCUGGAUUACCUUUAAAGGUCCUGAUAUUAGAGUGUUAAUGUGUGUGUCUGUGUGUGUCUGUGUGUGUCUGUGUGUGUCUGUUUUCAGCUGCAUGUGUAACAUCGUCUGUAACGGACACAACGACAACCCCGUCUGUGGAGGCGACGGCGUCACCUACGACACGCCGUGCCACGUCCGCGAGGCGUCCUGCCUCAAACAGCUGAAGAUCGACAUCAAACACGUGGGCCGUUGCCAAGGUAACGAGGAAACGCAACACUGCUGAUCAAUAGACAAGGAAGUGAACGACACAUUAUCUGCUACACAAACACACACUGAUAUCAUGUGACCAACUCCAUAGACCCCUGAGGGAAGAGAGGAGGUCGAGGAGGAGGAGAAACAGUAGAAGAAGAAAAAGAGAGAGAGAGAGAUGAUGAAGGAGGGAGGUAAAGAAGAGUAUAAACACGAGAAAGAAGGGAGGAAAACUAAAAAGGAGAAGAAGAGAAAGACAAACAGAAAAGAAGGAAAGAGGGAGGGAGAGGGAAAGGAAAACAAAUGAAAGAAGACAAUGAGGGGAAAAAAAGGAGGAAGACCAGUCAGGAAAAAUGAAGAGAGGGAUGGCUGAGGAUAAAAAAGAGGGAUGAAGGAAAAGAAGAAAUGAAAGGAAGGAGAGGAGAGAUGGAGCAGAAUGAGAAGAGGAAAACAAGGAGAAAAAAGUGGGAGAGAAGUUUAGUAGGAGAAAAAGACGACAGAGGAUGAUGAAGGUGUCAGAAAGGAAAGAAUGACAGAAAAAAGAAAGAAAGAAAAUAAAGAGAGAGAGAGAAAGGAGGAAAGAAGGGAAAAGGUAAAGAUGGACAUGAAGGAAGAAAAGAUGAGAGGAGGAGGAAACAGGGCGGGGUCGGACAGAAGGAUGGAGGAGAGAUAAAAGGAGGAGGAGAGGAGAGAAGGAUGGAGGAGAGAGAGGAGGAGAGGAAAGAAGGAUGGAGGAGAGAGAGGAGGAGAGAAGGUCAGAGAGAAAAGAAAAUGGAGGUGAAGAAAGAUCAAAAAGAUGCUGUGCUGUUUUUUUACUCAUCUAUAUUUUAUGAACACCUGACCCCGAUUCACACACACACACACACGCACACGCACACACACACACACACACACACACACAGUUAACUCGGCUGACUGAACAACCAGCUGGUCACAUUUUAACACGACGACCUUCUGUCAUCCAUUUUUUAUCGUCCUCUUUGUUCACUUGUUUUCUUCUCCCUCUUCCUCUUCUACAUUUAUUUCUUCUCUUUCUCCCUCUUCUUCCUCUCCUUCAUCUUCUUUUUCCUUUUUUUCGUCUUUUCCCUCGUCUUCUUUCCUGUUCUUCCUAUUCUCCCUUCUCUCCUUCUUCUACCCUUUCCUCCUCUUUUUCUUCAUCCUCUUCUUCUUUUACUUUUUAUUCUUUUUUCUUCUUCAUCUUCUUCUACUUUUUUUCUCUUCCUUUUCUUCUACCUUUUCUUCUUUUUCUUCAUCUUUUCUGCUCUCCUUCCUCUUCUUCUUCCUCUUCUACUUCUACUCUUUCUUCCUCCUCUUUUUCUUCGUCUUGUUUCCUCUUUUUCCUCCUCUUCCUUUUCCUCUUCCUCCUUUUCUUCUUCUUUUACCUUUCUUCUUUUUUGUCUUCCUCCUCAUCUUUCUUCUUCUUCUUCUUCUUCUUCUUCUUCUUCUUCUUCUUCAAUCACGAGUGUUUUCUAUCGCAGUGUGUGAGCGAGAAAAGAUCAGAUCAUCCUUCAGUAAUCAGCGGGACAUUUCUGUGGAUGAAGCUUCAGCCUGAAGCAAGAAGAUAACUCAGAGUGUGUGUGUGUGAGUGUGUGUGUGUGUGUGUGUGUGUGUCUGUGUGUGUGUGUGUGUGUGUGUGUGUGUGACCUGGUUGUUAAACUCCCUCUUCUCUGGACCGUCACGUCGUCACAUUAACUGUGUUUCUGAGUCAGCGUCUCUGUUUGAUGAGGAGCUUCAACAGUUUGUCCUGAGGGGGGUGCCAGAGGACAGGAGGGUCAUCUGUCAGGAAUUACAGAGAGCUGCAGGUUAUUACCUAUAAUGAUUAAACUUCUUCUUCUGUGGUUUUCAGAUAAAAGCAGGAAGGAUGACGGCAUGAAGACUAAACCAGACAUCUACGGUAAGACCGCCUCCUUCACGCCGACUCGAGGUUUUCUCUGCUUUGUCUGCGACAGCCAAUCAGAAACCUGCUUUAUUUUCCAGCUGUGUCUAAGCCCGGUGAAGGGGAGGGGUUUGCAGAUGUCCCCGCCCCCUGCCCUGAUGACUACGCCCAGUUCUGCGAACACGGCCAGUGUGAGAUGAGACACAACCUGCCCACCUGCAGGUAACAACACCUGUCCACCCCCCUGUAUCUACUGUGAGCCAAUCAGAUCCUUUGAUGGAUUUAGAGGGCGCCACUAGAGGGCGCCACUUCCGAUCCUGAAUCUGUCACAACAGAUCAAAUCAGAGGCUCAAUCGAUUAAAAUGAAGAUGUGACGCAAAUUCAGUUUGUUCUGGUUUAAACUCAUCGUGUGUGUGUGUGUGUGUGUUUGUUUGUGUGUGUGUGUGUGUGUGCGUGUCUGUUUGUGUGUGUGUGUGUCUGUUUGUGUGUGUGUGUGUGUGUGUGUGUGUGUGUGUGUGUGUGUGUGUGUGUCUCAGGUGUGAGCCAGCUUACGGUGGUCCUCAGUGCGAUCAGCUGCUGGACUUUAACAUCCUCUAUGUGGUGCCCAGCGGUCAGAAGCUGCACUACGUCCUGAUCGCCGCCAUCAUCGGAGCCGUCCAGAUCGCCGUCAUCGUGGCCGUGGUCAUGUGCUUCACCAGGUACACUCGCCGCAGCUGUAGACAGGACUGCUCUCAUCCUCCUCUGUGAGGAUGAAGAUCUCAGACACACAUGUUUGUGUUUCUGAAACGUCUGCCUGUAUUUACUCUGAACAGUCAUCAUGAGUGUUGAAGCUGUAAUACCUGUUCUGUCCUGCAGGAGGUGCAACAAGACGAAGCGUGGGCGGAGACAGAAGCAGCACCUGGGUCACUUCCCGUCAGGAACGUCCUCCAGGAUGAUGUAG
This is a messenger RNA of Xyrichtys novacula (pearly razorfish), 11287 nucleotides long. Lineage: Eukaryota; Metazoa; Chordata; Actinopteri; Labriformes; Labridae. The record is from the annotation of a GenBank genome assembly.